Molecule: messenger RNA, 528 nt
Organism: Myotis lucifugus (little brown bat)
Lineage: Eukaryota; Metazoa; Chordata; Mammalia; Chiroptera; Vespertilionidae
Product: gamma-crystallin F-like
Exons: 4
Coding region: 1-528 (175 amino acids)
Biological process (GO): lens development in camera-type eye; visual perception
Molecular function (GO): structural constituent of eye lens
Source: RefSeq, a predicted model, not a curated record
AUGGGGAAGAUCACCUUCUACGAGGACCGCGGCUUCCAGGGCCGCCGCUUCGAGUGCAGCAGCGACCACCCCAACCUGCAGCCCUACCUCAGCCGCUGCAACUCCAUCCGCGUGGACAGCGGCUGCUGGAUGCUGUAUGAGCGCCCCGACUACCAGGGCCCCCAGUACUUCCUGCGGCGCGGCGACUACCCCGACCACCAGCAGUGGCUGGGCCUCAGCGACGCUGUCCGCUCCUGCCGCCUCAUCCCCCAGCAUAGCAGCUCCCACAGGAUCAGACUGUACGAGAGGGAGGACUGCAGAGGCCAGAUGGUGGAGAUCGCGGAGGACUGCUCCUCUCUCCAGGACCGCCUGCACUUCCAGGAGGUCCACUCCUGCAGCGUGCUGGAGGGCUGCUGGGUCCUCUACGAGAUGCCCAGCUACCGGGGGCGGCAGUACCUGCUGCAGCCGGGGGAAUACAGGCGCUCCCACGACUGGGGGGCCGCCAGCGCCCGGGUGGGCUCCCUGAGGAGGGCCACGGAUUUCUACUGA